AUGGGGCAGGGGGGCUGGAAGGGGUUCUGCCUGUCACUGUUUGACUACAAGACGGAAAAGUAUGUCAUCGCCAAGAACAAGAAGGUGGGCCUGCUCUACCGGCUGCUGCAGCUCUCCAUCCUACUGUACUUGGUGCUAUGGGUGUUUGUGGUGAAGAAGGGCUACCAGGACACAGACACCUCCCUGCAGAGUGCUGUCAUCACAAAGGUCAAGGGCGUGGCCUUCACCAACACCUCAGAGCUGGGAGAGCGGCUGUGGGACGUGGCUGACUAUGUCAUCCCACCCCAGGGAGAAAGUGUCUUCUUCGUGGUGACCAACCUGAUUGUGACCCCCAAUCAGCGGCAGAACGUCUGUGCUGAGAGUGAAGGCAUCCCUAAUUCCGAGUGCUCUGAGGACAGUGACUGUCCCUCUGGAGAGGCAGUUGUCACUGGAAAUGGAGUGAAGACUGGCCGCUGUCUGCGGGCGGGGAGCACUGGGAAGGGCACCUGUGAGAUCUUCGCCUGGUGCCCAGUGCAGGACAAGUCCCAGCCUGCGAAGCUGAUCCUGAGUGAGGCUGAAGAAUUCACCAUUUACAUCAAGAACUCCAUCCGAUUCCCCAGAUUCAACUUCUCCAAGACAAACGUGCUGGACACACAGAACAGAUCUUACCUGAAGACAUGUCGCUUUGACUUCACCAAUGUGUACUGCCCCAUCUUCCGACUGGGCUCCGUGGUCCGCUGGGCCGGAAGCAACUUCCAAGAGCUGGCCCCGAAGGGCGGUGUGAUAGGAAUUCAGAUUGAAUGGGACUGUGAUCUUGAUAAGACUCCCUCUGAAUGCAACCCUCACUAUUCUUUUAGCCGUCUGGACAACACAUUUGAGUCUGUUGCCUCUGGGUACAACUUCAGAUUUGCCAAAUAUUACCGAGAUGCAGCUGGGGUAGAAUUCCGCACCCUGAUGAAAGCCUAUGGGAUCCGCUUUGACGUGAUGGUGAAUGGCAAGGGUGCUUUCUUCUGUGACCUGGUCCUCAUCUACCUUAUCAAGAAGAGCCACUUUUACCGUGGCAAGAAGUAUGAAGAAGUAAGGUCAGUGAGACUUCCUGCUCGUCAGCGGCCAGAGGAAAAUUCUGGGAUGUUCCCUCAGGGACGGGAGGUCCAUGCCCCGCUGGCGCUGGCGGAGGACCAGCUGAUCGAGGGUCGGAGGCAGUGCUGGGGCUGGGAGGACAAGGAACAGGCGUGGCCAGGCCCAAGAGCGGAGGAUCCUGAUGAGCAGAGCCCCCGAGCGGAACCUGAGGGGGAGCAGCUGGGGCUGCCUGAGCGGCCAGAGGUGCAGGAUGCCAGCAAUGGCCCAAAGGUGGACGGCUGUGUGUGUCAGCAGCUCGUCGACGGCUGUGCCCAGCCCACCAGCUCUGGCCACCUGGGGAAGGGAGAUGUGACUGUGGAGCAGCUGUAG
Messenger RNA from Elephantulus edwardii (Cape elephant shrew), 1428 nucleotides. It is a transcript of the gene P2RX5, whose product is annotated as purinergic receptor P2X, ligand-gated ion channel, 5. Bases 1 to 1428 code for a protein of 475 amino acids. Gene Ontology annotation, molecular function: ATP binding; purinergic nucleotide receptor activity; extracellularly ATP-gated monoatomic cation channel activity. NCBI's taxonomy places the organism in Eukaryota, Metazoa, Chordata, Mammalia, Macroscelidea, Macroscelididae. The transcript has 12 exons. Gene Ontology annotation, cellular component: nuclear inner membrane; plasma membrane. The record is from RefSeq and is a predicted model, not a curated record. Gene Ontology annotation, biological process: monoatomic cation transmembrane transport; response to ATP.